AUGAGGCUAUUGACACACAACAUGCUCGCAUCGAACAUCAAAGGAGUCGCGAACGGAUUCCCGCUGAAGAUCGAAGUGGGCCAAGUGGUGGAGAAACAUGUGGACUUGAACCCGGAGUUCCUCAAGAACAUGUUCGCCAAGCUUGAUUACAAAGUCCUCGUUGAGGCUUCCAAAACCAUGGGCUACGCUGAUUUGCCUGAACAAGCUGAACCCUCCAUGUUGGAAUCCGAGGAUUUCCUCCGCAAGCUGAAUCAUGCCCUCCUUGAGCUUCAUCUUGAAGAGGGUGCUUUGGUCUGCCCGGAAACUGGCCGGAAAUUUCCUGUCAACAAAGGGAUCCCAAACAUGCUCCUCCACGAGGAUGAAGUCUGA
This is a messenger RNA of Oldenlandia corymbosa var. corymbosa, 369 nucleotides long. The record is from the annotation of a GenBank genome assembly. NCBI's taxonomy places the organism in Eukaryota, Viridiplantae, Streptophyta, Magnoliopsida, Gentianales, Rubiaceae.